GUUUGUACAUUCCUAUGUAGGUCGCAUUUUCCUCGUCAGGACAUAUUUCAAUGAACAAAUCAAUAAAUAAAUAAGUUAUAGAAAAGGAGUGGAGAGAGAGAACUUACGAUGAGCUCCCUAAUCGGUAAACGGUGCAUUAUUUCGGGCGGUAGCCGGGGUAUAGGAUUAGCCAUCGCUCGGCUCUUCGCCGCCGAGGGAGCAGCAUGUACUCUUAUCGGACGGAAUAUGGAGAGCCUCACUAGCGCGAAAGCGUCGUUAGAGCAGAAACAUGAUUCGCAGAAACACGAUACGACACCCUUUGAUGUUUCUUUGGUAAAUGGUUGGGAGAAGUUGGUAGCCAACACAAAAGGAGAAAAUGCCGACAUCCUCGUGAACGCGGCGGGGAUCUCACAAAACUCCUUUUUGUUCAAGGCUUCAACCCCAGAGAUAGACGAGCUUGUCGCCACUAAUCUUAUGAGUACUAUAUGGAGCUGUAAAUACAUCAUACCUAAGAUGAUGAAACAGAGAAACGGUUGUAUCAUCAAUGUAUCUAGUCUCUUAGCCACUCACGGGGGACGAGGAUCAAGCGUCUACGCAGCAUCAAAAGCCGGUAUUAUUGGUUUAACGCGGGCUUUGGCCUGGGAGGUGGGCAGAUUUGGCAUUCGUGCGAAUGUUCUCCUUCCUGGAUAUAUCCAGACCGAUAUGACGAAAGGUAUGGAUAACAACGGCGAGCUUUCAGCCUUGAUCCCAAUGGGGCGCUUAGGAUUGGCCGACGAGGUGGCGGAAGCCGCAUUAUUCCUAGCCAAAUGUUCCUACGCACAUAACUGCGUCCUCAAUAUCGAUGGAGGUCUGAGCGCGACGUAGGCUGUGCGCAA
Annulohypoxylon maeteangense is the source of this 854-nucleotide messenger RNA. RefSeq names its product NAD(P)-binding protein. Lineage: Eukaryota; Fungi; Ascomycota; Sordariomycetes; Xylariales; Hypoxylaceae. Gene Ontology annotation, molecular function: oxidoreductase activity, acting on the CH-OH group of donors, NAD or NADP as acceptor. The transcript has 5 exons. The record is from RefSeq and is a predicted model, not a curated record. The coding region runs from base 109 to 843 and encodes 244 amino acids.